UUGUUUGCAGGGGGGGGGGGGGGGCCCGUCAACUAUCUCUGCAGCUGACUGCAGUGCUAUGCAUUUUAUAUUUUGGAUUUUAUCCAUAAAGCCUUACAACAAACAACAGAAAUUGACAGCAUGUUCAUGCUUCUUAAUUAUUGUCACUGAUAACGCGACUCGUUGUUUUAAACCCCGCGCUGAUUACUGCCUUCCAAUGUUUCGUUUAGUUCAAACGUAUCGCGAAACCCGACCGAAAUACACGCGAACUGUUUAUCCAGCGGUAUCUCUCUCAGUCACACAAUUCAUUCAGUAUUGUUGGUACACGUUACAAAUAUGAUUCCAAGUAGAUUUUAGAGGUGCAUUUUAGAAACCAGUUUUUAUUAUGAGUUACUAUAAUAAUUGAACGAUAGCAUUAUCCUUCCCUAAUGAGUUAAACAAGUGUGAUACAGUUGUACAAUGGAGCUAAAUCUAAAAACUGUUUCGAAUAGUGUCGAUAGCCGUGAAAAAUAUGCAGCAGAUUUGGAACAAGCCCUUUCAGUGGCAGGUGUGGGCUGGUACAACAUCAAGUAUUGCUUAGUGCUGGCCCUAUUCCUAAUAUCAGCUAUAAUCGAGACAUUGGGAUACGCGUACUUGCUACCCGCCGCUAAGUGUGACCUGGAGAUGUCAGAUGCACAGCGGGGAAUCAUCGCCUCGCUACCGUACUUAGCGGUUGUCGUGACUUCGUUCCCUUGGGGCUACCUCGUGGACACGCGAGGCCGUAAGACAGUGGUCAUCUACAGCUCUCUUCUUUGUGGAGCCUUCGGAAUACUCUCGGCAUUCAUGCCGGAGCUCAUCAGCUUUACCACAUGCAAAUUCCUCGCUUCAAUAUGUUUGGCAUGUCCGGCAGCAGCACCAUACACUUUUAUCGGGGAGAUUCUUCCCCAGGAACAUAGGGACUUGGCUCUCUCCAUUACGAACGCUAUGCAGACCCUUGGAUCCGCUUUAGUACCUUUACUAGCCUGGGGCAUUAUUCCGCUGCCCUUCAGAGCUGAGUUUGGCGUAUACACAUUUCGCUCGUGGCGAGUUCUGGUUAUCGUGUAUUCGGCGUUCUUCAUCCUCGCCGCUUUCCUGAUGACAUUCGGCCCCGAGAGCCCCAAGUAUUUGGUUUCACAAGGGAGAUAUGACGAGGCCCUAGAAGUUCUAGAGACAAUGUACGCUUCGAAUAAAGGAAAGUCGAAGGCGGAAUUUCCGAUCAAGGUGCUUAAAGUUGUCGAAGACUCUAAGAAAGAAAAGGUCGGUUUCUUCACCUCACUUAAGGUUCAGUCCUUGCCUCUAAUGAGACCACCGUACGCAAAAUGGAUGGCUCUGAAUGGCUUCCUACUGUUCGGAGUGUUUUCUACUUUAAACGGUCUUUACAUGUGGAUCCCGGAUAUCCUGAACAGGGUGCUCAGUCAGGGUCGCGACGGAGUCACAGCCUGUGAAGUUAUCGCUCAAAGACUUAAUGAGACUCAUGAAGCAGCAGUUUGUGACGACAGCAUAGACCAACUUACAUUCUUUGUAAAUUCAAUAGCCAGCCUCUCUUGUGCCUUCAUAUCUUUACUGGCCAGUGGCACGCUUAAGAUCAUUGGCAAGAAAGUGCUUCUAAUACUAGUCUACUUCAUUCUGGGCUCUUUCUGCAUAUCCAUCAAUUUUAUUAGAACGAGUAUGGUGUUCGCGGUCUUGCUGUCAGCUAUGCAGAUUAUAGCUGUUGCUGUUGGGCCUGUCAAUGCAUAUGCGGUGGAAAUAUUUCCUACUCAUUUGAGAGGUAUGGCGGUGAGCCUUGCGAUCAUGCUGGGCCGAAUUGGGUCAGUGCUCGGUACAAACCUCGCGGGGCUGCUCAUCAACGCCUCAUGCGAAACCACCUUCUACUUUUUCGGUGGAUUGUUGUUGGUGUGCGGCUUCAUGGCAUUCCUGUUACCGAGAGCAAAAAGUAAAAUAUGUUGCUUCUAAAGGCUACCGUUCUAAUGAUUGAUGAUUAUGUCCAAAUAAUAGAAUACAGGUGGUAGUAUUAUCUUAUUAUUAAGUUUGACUUAUACGAUGAAUAAAUAAAUAUAUGUCGAAAGAAGAA
Molecule: messenger RNA, 2068 nt
Organism: Cydia pomonella (codling moth)
Lineage: Eukaryota; Metazoa; Arthropoda; Insecta; Lepidoptera; Tortricidae
Product: synaptic vesicle glycoprotein 2A-like
Exons: 10
Coding region: 439-1950 (503 amino acids)
Biological process (GO): transmembrane transport
Molecular function (GO): transmembrane transporter activity
Source: RefSeq, a predicted model, not a curated record